Messenger RNA from Phytophthora nicotianae INRA-310, 213 nucleotides. RefSeq lists its product as hypothetical. The transcript is spliced from 2 exons. The record is from RefSeq and is a predicted model, not a curated record. The coding region runs from base 1 to 213 and encodes 70 amino acids. NCBI's taxonomy places the organism in Eukaryota, Oomycota, Peronosporomycetes, Peronosporales, Peronosporaceae.
AUGGUGGGGAAGGCGAAGCGAGAGAGGGAAACCGCGGAAAUCCCCGUGGUCCACGAUACUUUGAAGAAACAGUGUGUACAAGGUAUCGUCGACAGUGUAGAUGCACAACCGAAGCCGCUUACAGCGUGUCAACAGAUGCGCGAGCUACUGAAAUCAGGCAGCCUACCGAAACGAAAGCCAGUCCUCACAACACUUGCAGGUAUGUGGCUCUGA